AGUGGAGGGGCGAACCUACCCCCAAAACCCCAUCAAAACCUUUCGUAUAGUGUGAUUUUGGCAGCCCAAUAGAACCAGUAGCCUUCUGAUCAAUGGUGAAAAGACGUCGGGAGGAGGCAGAUUCCGAUGACGGCGCCAUAGUCGUUGCCGUUCCAGAGGCGCGGCACCGUACUGUUUAUAUUGAUACCAACCUCGAUACUCACCUUGCAGUAAUGGUUUCCAGCACCGAUACCGUUUCCUAUAUCAAAAGGGAGAUAUUGGUAGAACACUUGGAUGCUUUUCCUCAUAUGGGAGAGAUAAAGAUUCACUCUGUCCAGGUAAAACGGAAAGGCAAUUUCUAUCACCUACCCGAUUCGAUGCCUAUAGCAACUGUAUUUGAAGGCAUUAAAAGAGAUUGGUUUAUUCAUGUCAUUGGUUCUGUUUCAGUUGAUCAGGCCCUGAAUGGAGCUUGUAACGACCACAUAGGGUCACUUCACACAAAAAGUUAUGACCAAAAUGUUCCAUAUGAUUCUUCAAUAGACUUGCGCAUGGACAGUGAACAUGUGAAAGAUGAGCACUGUAGAUAUUUGCCCUCUGAUACUUGCCGGAGCUCAGCUUAUAAGAAUAUAGUAUCAAUUGCUCAAGUGAAGGCAGUCAGCAAUGGCCUAAAGGAUCAUAAUUCUGGGGAUAGCUCAAAGGAAAAACCUGUGACUAAAAGGCGGAAAUUGAAACAUAAAGGUGGUGAUGAUGGUUCACAGAAAUUCCAGAUGUCGGGAAACGAAACGUCAGCAAAGGCCAAUGAUAGAAAAUCAAAACUUUCGUUAAUGCCUUCUGAUGACACUCAAUCUGGGAGAGAUGAUGUUAAGAGGCCUCAAAAGAAGUCCAAGAAGAUCAGGGUGAAGGAUCAAUUUGAGACUGCGAAAAGUGAAAAGAUUAUGGCCAAUGUGGAAGCAGAUGGAGACAAAAUGAAUGAGAAUGAUGAGAGGAUAUCUCGAACCACCAAUGAAAGCAUUCUGGAAAACAAUGAAGCAGAUCUUACUAACAAGGGUGGGAGAGAUGAUGAUAAGAGGUCUAGAAAAAAGAAGUCCAAGAAGAUCAGGGCGAAUGAUCAAUUUGAGACUAAGAAACGUGAAAAGAUGAUGGCCAAUGUGGAUGCAGAUGGAGAUAAAAUGAAUGUGAAUGAUGAAGGGAUAUCAUGGACCAACAAUAAAAGCAUUCUGGAAAACAAUGAAGCAGUUCUUGGUAACAAGGGGGAGACAGAUCAUGAUAAGAGACCUAAGAAAAAGAAGUCCAAGAAAAUCAGUGUGAAGGAUCCAUUUGAGCCAAAUACAGGAAAUAACGAUCAAACACUUGUACCAAAGUUUAGUGAACCUGUGACUGACAAUACUGCCAAAAUUGAACACUUCAAGCCACACAGUCAAACUUGCCAGACCAUUAAAGCAUUGGUGGAGAAACCAUCUGAAAAACAUUUAGAUAUGCAUUCAGCAAGCCACAUCUCUCUCGUUCCUGACAUGGCAGAUUUGAACUCUGAGCAACCAGAAACAGUUCAUAAAGCUCAGCUCUCUGAUGCCAAUGCCACUGAAAAACAUGGAAGCCCUGCUGGUAAGAAGAGAAAGUCAAAGAAGUCUCGUACAACUUAUCAAGAUUCUUUCACUAUUGACCCUUCAGAUGUAUCUUCAGGUCUUCCCACAGUUGACCAUUUAACUGAUGGAUCUAAUAACCAAAAACUCUCACAUUGCAUAGAAAUAGAAAAUCCGUCAAAUAAACAACCUAUUGAUACUUCUGCUGCAAGCUCUCGUGUGGUAAUUGAUAAAGACACUGUAAGUGAGGCAGGACUUCUUCGUCCCAAUAGCGGAUUUAAUGAGCAGGAUAUUCUAACUGGUACUUGUCAUCUGGAGCAACCAGAAACAGUCUAUAAUGCUAAGCUCUGUGAUGCCAAUGCCACUGAAAAACAUGGAAGCCCUCCUGGAACUAAAAAGAAGAGAAAGUCGAAGAAGUCUCUUACGACUAAUCAAAAUUCUUUCUCUAUGGACCCUUCAGAUGUUCCUUCAGGUCUUCCCAGUGCUGACCGUUUCACUGAUGGAUGUGAUAACCAGAACCUCUCGCAUUGCAUGGAAGUAGAAAAUCCGUCAAAUAAAAAACCUAUUGAUACUUCUGCAGCAAGCUCUCGUAUAAAAAUUGAUAAAGUCAAUGAGAGUGAGGCAUGUCAUCUUACUGCCAAUGACAGAUUUAAUAAGCAGGAUAUUCAAACUGGUACUAGUCAUCUGGAGCAGCCAGAAACAGUCUAUAAAGAAGUCCUAAGAAAAAGGACAUCUCAGACCAACAGUGAAAGCAUUCUGGAAAACAAUGAAGCAGAUAUUACUAACAAGGGUGUGACAGAACAUGAUAAGAGGCUUAAGAAAAAGAAGUCAGAGAAGAUCAAUGUGAAGGAUCCACUUGAGCCAAAUACAGGAAAUACCGAUCCCUCGCGUGUACCAACGUUUAGUGAACCUGUGACCGACAAUACUGCCAAAGUUGAACACAUGAGGCCUCACAGUCAAACUGUCCAGACCAUUAAACCAUUCGAGGAGGAGCCUUCUGAAAAACAUGUAGACAUGCAAUCAGCAAGCCACAAUUCUCUCAUUCUUGAAAUGGCAGAUGUGAACUCUGAGCAACCAGAAACAGUCUAUAAAGCUCCACUAUCUGAUGCCAAUGCCACUGAGAAACAUGGAAGCCCUGCUGGAAGUAAAAAGAAGAGAAAGUCAAAGAAGUCUCGUACAAAUAAUCGAGAUUCUUCCACUAUGGACUCUUCAGAUGUUCCUUCCGGUCUUCCCACUGCUGACCAUCUCCCUGAUGGAUCUAAUAACCUGAGCAUCUUGAAUUGCAUGGAAGUAGAACUUUCAUCAAAUAAACAACCAAUUGAUAUUUCUGCUGCAAGCUCUCCUAUGGAAAUUGAUAAAGUCACUGAGAGUGAGGCAGGACAUCUUCGUUCCAAUAACGGAUUAAGUGAGCGGGAUAUUCAAACUGGUACUAGUCUUCUGGAUGCAGAAAAUAAAGAUAAGAAAGGAAAUAGAAAAUCUAAAAGGAAUAACAAUACUGCUGGAGAGAGCCUUGCAAUUUCGGCUAAGAGUGAUCAUGAAGUUUGUGCGGAAAAAAUGGUACUUUCAAAUGAUAAAACGUUGGGAGUUGACCAUCCACCGAAUGUCGCAGAGGUAUCAGGAACAGCCAUGGAUGAUCAUAUUCCCCAAGUUUCAGUUGCUGAUUUAGAGCUUCCAGAAAGUGAUGCCAAUAGUGGACAAGCGUGCGGAAAUCUUGAGGGUAAUAGAGAGAUGGUGCUACAAGGUGAAGUGAGUUGUACUGAAGAUGGUAAAGGUAUUAACUUCAGACGUUACUUUGUUCCUAGUUCACAACAGACUAAAGGUGCUUUUGACAAAGUGGAAAAAACAGUGACAUUGAGUAUGGAUACUACCUCAACUGGGGAGAGAUCUGCAAAUGAUACUGUUCCUUCCAUUCCAGGAGGCUUGGGGAAUACACCAGCUCAUGAUGAGAAUCUGAAUGAUGAAAACAACCGUAGUAGUGGUUUCACUGAACUUGGAAAGGCAAAAUAUGACAAACAUGAGAAGGUUAAACUUCACUCCAAUAAGAAAUCCCCAAAAAUAUCAGAAACUGAUAUAAAUGGAAGCAAUACUUUUCACCAGGCUGAAAAGCCAAUAGGUAGCAAGACGGGUGAUUUUGCUAGCGUGUCUGAAAAUAAAAUAACUUUGGAUGAAUCAAGCUCAACACAAAUAGGUUCUCAAAUGUUUAAAGGAUCUAUAAAGGAUAGCUCACAGCCCCACUCAAAUCACCGAAGUUUAGCUAGUCAAAAGGAUGCCAGGAAAACCACAGAGGUUAACCCAACACACACUGUUGCUCCUAAGGAUAAGAUAUCACAUCAUGAUUUUAAGAACGAAAAUGGGGAUGGACAUUCUAAAUUCCCCACUCAGACUCCAUCUAGUGAUUCAUCAUCAUCCUCAGUUGAUGGAAGUGAAUCAAGUCAUCAUUCAACCAAAAGUGGACUCGAUGGUGUCAAAGAGAACAACAGUCAUGGGGAGAGUAAUUUAAAAUCCAGCCUUUCAGGUGUGAAGAACUUAUCCAUGGAUGCGAUUUUCAGAAGUUCUAAACGAUUUAAGGUGGCCAAGCAGAAAGCUGCUGAACAACUCGAAAGUGAUCCUGAAAGCCAGCCUAUUUUGGUCCAAAGUGUUAAAGACAACAACAGUAUUGGGGAGAGUAAUUUAAAAUCCAGCCUUUCAGGUGCACAAAACUCAACCAUGCAUGUGAAUCUGAGAAGGUCUAACCGAUUCAAGGUGGCAACUUGAAGUUGACACUCAGAGCCAUCCUAUUUUAGUCCAGAGUGUUAAAAAAACUUGUAAACAGGCCAAGCAGAAAGCAGCUUAACAAAUCCAAGUUGAUUCUGAGAGCAUGCCUGAUUUUGUCCAGAUUGUUAAAGAAACUAGUAAUUAGUAAUGUGUGUAUCCCUGGCAUGAAAGCCAGCGUUCCUUGAGCCUUGUUACUGACAUUAAUGUGUUUUUCGUUUAACUUUGGUUAAAAUUAUACCACAAAUG
Molecule: messenger RNA, 4559 nt
Organism: Cuscuta epithymum
Lineage: Eukaryota; Viridiplantae; Streptophyta; Magnoliopsida; Solanales; Convolvulaceae
Source: the annotation of a GenBank genome assembly